UAUAUAUGUAUAUAUAUAAAGGGGGCCAGCUGCUGAAGUUGUGUAGGAUCUCAGACAACACUUUCAUACUCAAACAAAAAGAUUUAAAUGGAGUCAAGUUUCUCCAAUUCACUAUUUGAUCUGAGCAGUAAGUGUGGUGUAAAGUGAGUUGCCACUCGGAUUUCUGCUCACUGCAUGGUUUUUAAACUUCCUACCUCAUCAUUUUUUUUUUUUUUUUUUUUUUUUGCCUGCAUACUGUGCACUGCUACAUUUGUGUGGCAUUUGUAGCUCAUGGAUGAAGCCUCACUGUUCGAUGCCUGAAAAACCCAAGUCUGAGAAGCAAAGUGCAGAUCGGGUGGGCUCCACUUCAAAACAUCACGCAGGCCUCGACCUUGCUGCAGGAGGUCUCUGCAACGCUCCGCUGCAAUGAUCCCAUUUGUCACAACAGAGAAGAAGGUUACAGCUGGGGCGUGGUUUCAUAUCUCACCAAAUUAUCUCUGCACGGGCUCCAAACGACAUCACUAGAACACGUCAAGCAGCUAUUGUCGUCUUCAGGAUUAAAAAAUGGACCCAAAAUGGAUUCAGGUUCUGCUGGUUCUGGUGUUUUACCAAAAAACUGCUUUUGGAAUAAAAGAAGGGGAGAAAUUUACUAUUAAAUGUCGACCUACGACAUCAGGAACAAUGAUCAUCUGGUUCCGUGUGCUGGACAAGUCUGGCAUGGAAUUCCUCGCAUCUUUAAGCAACAAUGGCGUGGUGAAGGCAUCUCGAACCGACUUCACCCAGAUCUUCUCUCACUCAAGUGAUCCUCAUGUUCUAACGCUGAAUUCCUUCAAAAAUAGUCGUGACAGUGGCAUUUAUACCUGUGGGUCACUUUACAAAGGCAAUCAGCUCAUCUUUGGAAACGUGACCCGACUGUCCGGAGAAAAGCCAACGCCAGCACCACCAACAGUACCACCAGUCACACAAGCUACGUCAACAACUCCUUCGCCCUGCGAAUGCAAGGGCGUGAGCUCAAAGGGACAAGUGCUGUCAGGGACAUCCAGUCCGUCCUUCUUCUGUACUCCCAUCAUACUGGGCCCACUGGCCGGCGGCUGUGGCCUUCUUCUUCUGCUCCUCCUCAUCACCACCAUAUACUGCAACCGGAUAAGGACAAGGAGAUGCCCCCACCAUUACAAAAGAAAACCCCGGGCGGCGGUCCCUGAGAAACAAAUGAUGGUCAACAGACAUGUUUAAUCUAAAAAGGUGCAAUUUCACGGAUGUCUCUUUGAACUGCAGUUACUUUUCAGUUGUUGCGGAAAUUAUUUCUUCACUCCGUUCGACUUGGUGAAUACGUUCUUGCCUACUUAAAACAUUUUCGCCGUGCGCGGUGGAAAAUAUAGAAAGCGUUUAAAGUGGUUCAGGGUAUUUGAAAAGUGGUUUAAAGUAUUUGGCGCAUCAAAUGAUCGGAAAGCUUUUCAUUGUCGACAUCAAGUUUAACUGUAUUGUGGUUUGAUAACUGAUGACGCUGUGCUAUGGCAUUUAGACUGAACCCGUAAAAUAAAAUCAUGUGAUGUUUUUCCUCUUAAUGCUGAAACCACUGAAAAUGGUUCCUGAGAAUAUUACAGUUCUGCACUAUGCUUUGUCUUCUUCUAUUUGAAACAUAUGCAAUAAUUGUAUAUAAACCUUUUUCUUUAGAUUAUCAUUUUUGCAGUCUGCACAUUUAGUUAGUUUUAUCUUUUCACCUUUUUCACCACCGGCUUCAAAUAUAUAUAUAUAUACAUAUAUAUAUAUAUAUAUAUAUAUAUAUAUAUAUAUAUUCGACUGAACUUCACUUUGCCCGUCUUUCCUUUUGAGAAAAUAAUUUUUGAUCAUGUUUAACUUUUCAAAACACCUGGCUCACAAAUUCACAAUUUAAUUUUUUUGAGGUUUAAAAGUACAAAUAAUAUAAUAUUGUUAACAGAUGUGUAUUAUACAAUUGUCUAAAUUUUGCCAUCGGGAAGAUUUGUGUAAAAGUGUAAAAUAAAAUAAAAUAAAAUAAAAAAUACAACACCACUCAACAGUGUUUCUGGCUGCAAUGAAGUGUUUUUAUCUUUAUUAGUUAUUUCAUUCUUUUUAUUUUUUUUCCACACAUCAAACCCAGUCAUCUGCACUCCCAUCAGUCAUUCAGCGUCUUGGCACAAAAAGUAUAAUAUACGAGAGAAAUACACACUUUUUUUUUUAUUUUUUUUUAGUUUUGAGCCCCCCUUGCUUGGAGAGGAAGUGGGCUGCUACAACUGUAAGCAGAGCGAAAAGCCACAAGUGAGGAGUAGAGAAGACAACUUUCGGAGGAGAUUCUGUUCAGUUUAGUACAGUUGAAUCCCUUUCUUUAUAUUGAGCUCUUUCUGUGUUAAAGUCAUACAUAUUUUUUUUGCUUUUUCUAAAAAAUAUUUUGCUAGCAUUCCCACCUCUAAAGCAUCUCUCACCCAUUUUGACGCGCGCCGAAACGAAAUCAUCGACGAAUGGUGAACCCAUGGUGACUUUUGGCUUUACAGUUGAAAGCGAUCGUCCUUUGUAAAGUGUACAGUGUUGUCUUCUGUAGAGUCUAUACAGUUAUCACAAACAGUGGCAGUUCGCAAAGCCUGUAAACACCUCGGUUCCAUAAGUGCACUUCUGAACGCCAGUAAUUUCUUUUUCAUUUCCACACGGCCAAAUACAUAUAAAAAAGACCCUCGACAGAUAUUUCUCUACAGAAAGCAAGAAAAAAGAAAGAAAAAAAAAAAGCUCUCCAGUACAGAAUAAAGCAGAACACCUUCUGGAAAUCCUCCACAUAUUCAAUAAUGUAAACUAUGUAUUGUCCAAAAUAUAAGCAGACUAAGCUGUACACUAGUGUCUUAAUGGCAUCCGAUCACAUCAUGAUAGAAAACUUGGCUUUUCUGUGUACAUCAAGAUUGCACAAACAUCCCGAUACGAUUCCGUUACUGCUCCCACACAAGCUGGCUGUCACGGCGAACCAAAGAGAAGCCACAAGGCUCAGAGAAACUGUGUGUCGCAAUAUUAGUGUAUCGCUGGAAAAUCAAAUUUUUCUUCUUAUUCUUUUGAAUCUAAAAGAAAUUUGUGUGCUUCGAGCUCCUCUGCCCUCCCCACGGCUUCCCUUGUUUGUUCGCCCCUUCUUCGCAGCCAUCUGGUU
Molecule: messenger RNA, 3124 nt
Organism: Mugil cephalus (flathead mullet)
Lineage: Eukaryota; Metazoa; Chordata; Actinopteri; Mugiliformes; Mugilidae
Gene: cd8a
Product: CD8a molecule
Exons: 6
Coding region: 544-1212 (222 amino acids)
Source: RefSeq, a predicted model, not a curated record